Theileria parva strain Muguga is the source of this 692-nucleotide messenger RNA. Its product is annotated as CS domain protein. Gene Ontology annotation, biological process: protein folding. The transcript has 2 exons. The record is from RefSeq and is a predicted model, not a curated record. The coding region runs from base 140 to 664 and encodes 174 amino acids. Gene Ontology annotation, cellular component: cytoplasm. Lineage: Eukaryota; Apicomplexa; Aconoidasida; Piroplasmida; Theileriidae.
AUUUAAAUUUUAUAAUAAUUUGUAUUUUUUAUUAUAAUAAUUUAUAUAGUUGGAAAUUGUAAAAUUUUUAAAAAUUAGUAAAAUAGAUAAAAAUAUUUAAAAGGUGUAAAAUAAUAAAAUAAUAAAAUUAAUUUUCUGGAUGGAUUCUAGUAGAAAUAAGUCAUUUAAUGGUGAAGGUGGAACUGAGUAUGAAUGGGAACAGUCGUACGACGACUUAAUUCUCUACGUCAAAGUCACACCUAAAACGAAUAAAAAUGACAUUUCAGUAACAUUCAACACAAAUUCAAUCAAUAUUCAAAUUCUCAACAACCAUAAUACCAAAGCACAGAGUAAUACUUCAGAAAAUAGUACAAACACACAAAAUAACACAAAUAUUGAAGAAAGUGUUAGAAAACUGUAUGGAGAGUUGUACUCGAUAAUAGUAAUAAAGGAGUCGUUUUGGAUGUUAGGAGAUUCGGAGCUUGAAGUUCAUUUAUCCAAGGCGAAACCGGGAGAGGUAUGGCAGAGUUUAUUUAAAGGUGAUAAAGCUUUAUCAGAUUUCGCACAUAGAGAUGAAAAGAAAAGGUUAUUGCUUGAAAGAUUUCAGAAAGAACACCCGAGAUUUGAUUUUAGCGACGCCCAAAUGAAUGGAAAUGUUCCAGAACCAAGAACAUUCAUGAGAUGAUCCAACAUGAUAUAAUUUGUUUUAUGUA